Molecule: messenger RNA, 1513 nt
Organism: Ruditapes philippinarum (Manila clam)
Lineage: Eukaryota; Metazoa; Mollusca; Bivalvia; Venerida; Veneridae
Exons: 5
Coding region: 4-828 (274 amino acids)
Source: RefSeq, a predicted model, not a curated record
GCGAUGAGUAGCGGAAGAAAAAUUCCCAACAAGAAAACGAAUUCAAAAUACUAUGGUAAGGUUGGUAUCGGUUGUGAAGAAAUGGAUACGGAUAUCACGGAGCCAGUCACGAGUGAAAGCAAUUCAUUUAUUGAGCAGAGCUUAGAUCACACACAAGCUCAAAUUCAACAACAACUGCAAAGAUCUCUGGAAGCAAGCAAACAGAUGUUGUAUGGCGUUUUUGGAAAUGUUAUAACAAUACUAGAGGAGUAUGAACGAAGAGAGCUACAGCAGUUUAAAAUACAACACAAUAUCCCACAUUCUGAAAUCUUCAUUCCAGAUCAGAGACAUAAAACAUUUGAUGAUAUCAAAAGCAAUGUGGAAUGUCAGCUUUUACUCUUCGAGACUCAAACGAAAGCAUGCCCACCAGAAGUAUUCGCUGCGCUUCGUGGAGAACUGAAGAGCCGAACACUUGGUUGGUCUGCAGUAAGAGCAGAGAUGGGUUUAAAAGAAAUUCAUCAAACAGAUCUUUAUAUCAUGCAGCUUUACGAAAUCUUGGUUAAAGGAGGCACAUUUCAUAAACCAAUUAACAGUGACAAUGUAACAGAACAAGUGAUGAAAGAUGGCUUCCAAGCUAUGAUUUAUGGCGACCAUGACCGUGCACAGCUGGAUAAAGAGUUUAAAGAAAAUCCUGGUAAAGAGGCAACAGGUCCCAAAACUAGAAGAAGUGAAAUGAUAAAGGAAGGUGCUGACAGAAUUUCUCGUGCUCGUGGUGACAAAACACUUGAUAUCAGUCUCAAAGAAGAUGUCAUGAAAUAUGAAAGUGGCGGACCUGAAAAUCUAAAAUAAAACAUUGACAGAUGAUUAGUGAUCUUGUUUCCAAAGCAACCGUUUCAAUUUUUGCGAUGACUGAGCAAAUAAAUCAACUGUGAUUAGUUGUCUACAGGUUAAAAAGAAUAUGGUUGUUAAAAAUAAAACAAAAGAAGAACAUUUUUAAUUUGAUUUUGUAUUGCUGGUAAUACCAGAAUAAAUAUUAUCAAUGAAAUAUAUAUUAUUUUUUACACAUUUAUGAUAUGUGUUCUUGUAUAUAAAUAAAUGUAUGUACAUUCACUACAUCAGUAACAUUUUUUUAAAUGAUGUUCGUUGCUAUUAGUAAUGUUAUGCAGAAAGUAAAUAAAAUUAAAAUGUAUUCCUGGGUUACCUCUCUGUGUACAAUUGAAUAUUUCAGGACAAUUUAUUCGCUUUGUCAAUCUGAUAUUGAUGUACAUAUCAGCAUGAUUGCCGGACGUACGCUUUUAUAAUGCAAGUUCCGCUAUUGAUACUGAAUAACUCGCACGCAUGUUGCUAUUAAAUAUUAUCAUUGGUACUGAUAACGCAUAACACUCCCAAAGAAGCUUCCAUGAAAUGUUAAAAACGAUAACUCUUAUCUCAUUAUUAUCUUAUUAUAUCAUUUGUUUAUGAAAGACAAAACUUUUUACCAAGCUAUGGAUGUUUAAAUGAGAACGUUCAAAUACAAGAAACUGUAGCUUUAGAG